Molecule: messenger RNA, 1665 nt
Organism: Sclerotinia trifoliorum
Lineage: Eukaryota; Fungi; Ascomycota; Leotiomycetes; Helotiales; Sclerotiniaceae
Source: the annotation of a GenBank genome assembly
GUGGUGGUCCAAAAUCAUGGUCAAAGCAACUGAAGCACUACCUCCAUUAUGAAGUUGAGAGUCUCCCCCACUAUCUUAAUCAUUCCUACUACUUACAUCUCAAUUGACUUUGGGUGAUUCUUCAUUUGUUCUUCACCUAGUCUAUUUCCCACCUUCAGUCCAAACAAACGGAAAGCAUCACACAAUCAUCAUGGCUUCAGAAUUGAAACCCCUCAAUGUUCUCAUGGUGGGAACUGGUGAAUAUACCACCGGUUUCGUAGGAGGUGGGGCUUCGGGGUCAGACAAGAAAGUUGGAGUUGUAGGACUCUCAUUAUUUGACCUGCGAAGACGCGGAAAGGUUGAUAAGUUGUCUAUGGUUGGCACAUCUGGAGGAAAAUUCCCAGCUAUCCGUUUGUCCCCCAGUUUAACCUCCACCGAAUUGUGUGGCAUCUGCCAUGUAUCACCAACUGACAAGCUUCACUAGGUGAACAUCUUAACAAGAACAUCUCCCAAGUUUACAACAAUCUUGACACAUCCUUCGAUUCCUUCCCAGCAAAUGACAAAACCGACCCCUCAGCAUACAAAACCGCCAUUGAUGCUCUUUCGCCGGGUGAUGCCAUUACAAUCUUUACUCCCGACACAACCCAUUACCCCAUCGCUCUUUAUGCCAUCGAACGUAAAAUUCACGUCCUAAUAACAAAGCCCGCUGUCAAGAUCCUUUCCCAACAUCUCGAACUUCUCGAAGCUGCCAGAAAGAAUGGAGUUUAUGUUUAUAUUGAACAUCACAAAAGAUUCGACCCCGCAUACUCCGAUGCUAGAUACAAGAGUUUGGGAAUGGGUGAUUUUAAUUACUUUUACAGUUAUAUGAGUCAACCUAAAUCACAAUUGGAGACAUUUAAGGCAUGGGCUGGUGUAGAUUCAGAUAUCAGUUAUUAUCUCAAUUCGCAUCAUAUUGACAUUUGCGAGUCGAUGGUUUCACAGCAGGGAUUCUUGCCAGUGAAGGUUUCAGCGAGUGCUAGUAAGGGAACGGCCGUAGGACUAGGUUGUGAUCCAAUCACCGAAGAUACUAUCUCUUUACUUGUACAUUGGGUCAAGAAGGAUGAUCCAAGCAAGAGAGCUACUGGUGUGUACACCGCAUCUUGGACUGCUCCACAAAAGGCCGGUGUUCACUCAAAUCAAUAUUUCCACUACAUGGCUAGUGGAGGAGAAAUCCGUGUUGAUCAAGCCAAGAGAGGUUACGACGUCGCUGAUGACAAGGUUGGUCAAUUAAUGUGGUAUAACCCAUUUUACAUGCGUUACGCACCAGAUGAGGAGGGCAACUUUGCCGGACAGACGGGUUAUGGAUAUGUCAGUUUCGAAAAGUUUGUCGAUGGAUGCAGGUUGGUCAAUAAGGAUGGUGUUUCUGCCCUGAAGGUCUUAGAUGAUAGAGGAUUACCAACUUUGGCAAAUACUGUGGGGACAACUGCUAUCUUGGAAGCUGGAAGAAGAGCAUUAGAUGAGAACAGGGAGGUAGAAAUCAAGGUUGAAGAUGGAGUUUGGUCUCUAGUUUAAGGGAAAUAUUGGGAGAUGAUUGAUACCUAGGUGUCUAAUUGAAUUCACUACAAGGUGCAGCUGCAAAUUAAUUGUUUGCUUCUACUUAAUCUUCGAUAAUCAGCGAAAUUUUCACUCUUCGUUCUUGCCAUCGUC